AUGGUUAAGCGGUUCGCUGACCCGUUGCAAGAAGAGCAGGCGUUGAGUGCGAUUAAAGCUUUUCAACAGAACAGAGGAGAGCAUAUUCGGCCAUAUGGUGAUCGUUUGCAAGCCUUGGCAAUGCAGGCGAUGACCGAGACUGGUGCGGAUGCGAGCAUAUCAGUCGGUCCGAAGCAAGGCGUCUGCCAGGUCACGCAGUCUAAAAACUAUGUGGUCUUGGACGUCGCGAGCAAGGUGAAGAUAGCGCACCACCUGGCGCUGCAGUUCCCCACAGAUGGCGCCACGGUUGACGCGAUGGAGGUCGCGAUCGCGUUGGUGGACGGGUCGACGGCGCGUGUCCAGCCGGCGGAGAUGGAGACGCUUCGUCGCGUGACGGUGGCGUCGCAGGCGUACAGGGAACGGCAGCGCUCCAUACAGCUGUCGUCAGAGAAGGACGAUGUCCAGCAACUCGCCUCGUGCCGCGACGCCGCGCGUCUCGACUACCACGCCGCGCUCUGUCUCUUCGUCGACGACGUCGCCCGCCUGCCGCUUGACCGUCGCCACGGCGACCUGCGGGAGGCAACGUCGCUGCUGGAGACGACCCACGCUCGGCACCUAGGCGACGAGACGGCGAUCCAGGAGGCGCUACCGGUCGCGCUCGACGCGUACGCGCGGUGGAAGGAGUGCGAGGUGACGGAGGUUAGAACUGCUAGGGCUGAGACGAUCGCAGCCCACGCACAACUCCAGGGGGCGCUGGAAGCAGUACAGACGUGCCUGUCGCCAGGGGGCGCCACCAUGGAGGGCUGCGAGAUGCCCGCCGACCCUCACGUGAUGCUGGGAAACUAUGGCGUUGCUCUGCAGAUGGAGAUCAAGAAAGCAGACAUAGUGAACGGGGCGGGCGGCUCGAUCGUGGCUUCUCUCUCUGCGCUGCUCCACCGCGAGCUGACGAUGGAGCUCGCGGCGAUCGAGAAGCUGCGCACGCUCAGCGGCGAGUGUGCAGACGUCGCCGACUCCCUGAAGCCGUGGCUGCAGGAGCGUCCGGACCUCGCAUCGUUCCACGGCGCGCGCCGCGUCGUUAAGUCCCUUAAGUUGCGGCUUCGCUACAAGCUCGCCGACCUGCAGUACAUGGAGGAGGAGGAGGGAGAGCCGGCGAGAGGGGAGGAGCUGCGUCUCAUCGCGCACCAGCUGGAGAAGAUCCGGGCAGAGCUUGACGUCGCCUUCUGCAGCGAGGACGCCGUACUGAUGGAGCUGGCGAGGCUCUCGCGCGACCAUUUCCCCGAGCUGAAGUUGGUUGGCGGCAACCUGCCCAACCUCGCGCAGUACUUGUGCUCGCAGGACAUCAAGGAGGAGGAGGAGAUGAGAGGGAGGCCGACGCGCGACGAGACGCUGCGACGUCGCUGCGGCGAGUUUGCGCACACUAUCGCUGAGGAUCUGACCGACCACCAGGUGGCGCUGUCGCUCAACAACCAGGCCGGAAAACCCGCCCGGCGCGCCGCUGAGUCACCUGCGAAGGAACCCUCGCGUGUAACGUGGGAGGCUUCUCUUUCUUCUGUGGAGGAAUCCACACCACGCACCACCGGGGACCCUCCUCUCUCUUCUGCGAAGGAGCCCUCCUCGUGCACCACCGGGGAACCUCCUCUCUCUCCUGCGGGAGAACCCACCUCGCAUGCCGCGGGGAAGGCUCCUCUCUCUCCCGCGGGGGAACCCUCCCCACGUGUCGCCAGCACACCACGAACUAAUACUCAAGGAACUAAUACUCGAGGGAGACCGCGUGGAGCGGGGCGGCCCCCCUCUCUCACCACGAAACCCGCUGCGGCGUCUCCUCUUCCUUUGCGCGCAGCGAGGUCUCCUCCUCUCCCUCCCACCGGAGGACCUCCUCCUUCGCCCGCCGUGCGAGUCUCUCCGGCUUCUCGACUCGCUCGCGGCGGGAAGGCGGCGCCCUCUAGUGUCGGGCGUCCGAGGCUCUCCGCGCCACGGGGGCGAUCGAGGCUUCUCUCCCGAACGCCUCCCCUUCCCCCUCCCCCUUCUCCCUCUCCUUCCUCUCCUCUUUCCGGCGUAAAUUCCCUCACUUCCCCUCGAUCUCGGUCCGGCAGCAGGAGGGAGGUCGUCCGCUCGAACGGAGAGGUCGUCGCCCCCGACGACGCGUGGCGACGGGAGGAUUCCGAGAGAGCGCCGCGGAAGAGGGAGAGGAGAUCCAAGUACUCACGUCCGCCGGUCGCCGCGGCGACGGCACAGGCCAGACGAUCGCCCCGGUCCGCCCCCAGCUGCUACGGGAACUCGCCGGGUGAGGUCGCCAGGUCAAAGGUCAAGGAUGGCGCGUUGCCGGCGCAGCAGGGACGGAAGAGGAGGGAGCCGUCAGAGAAGAGCUUGUCCGUGAAGAUUUGUCGGUGCGAUAAGUGAACAACUAAGACGUUCCUUCAAUAGGUGUGUGCAGCUUCCAGGAAAAGGCAGUAACG
Molecule: messenger RNA, 2435 nt
Organism: Priapulus caudatus
Lineage: Eukaryota; Metazoa; Priapulida; Priapulimorpha; Priapulimorphida; Priapulidae
Product: serine/arginine repetitive matrix protein 3-like
Exons: 12
Coding region: 1-2379 (792 amino acids)
Source: RefSeq, a predicted model, not a curated record